CUUUCCUCCUCUCCUCCUCUCCUCCUCUCCUCCUGGGCCCCUUAGCUCCCCUUCUGCAGCUGCUCCUCUCACCAUGACCACAACGCUCCUCCAGAGCCUGGCCCAUCUCUGAGUCCUGAGCCCUCCAACUCCUUCCCACCCGGGGCCAUGGCCAACUCAGGCCUCCAGCUACUGGGCUACUUCCUAGCCUUGGGUGGCUGGGUGGGCAUCAUCGCCAGCACUGCCCUGCCACAGUGGAAGCAGUCGUCCUAUGCAGGCGAUGCCAUCAUCACUGCCGUGGGCCUCUACGAAGGGCUGUGGAUGUCUUGCGCCUCUCAGAGCACCGGGCAGGUGCAAUGCAAACUCUACGAUUCCCUCCUGGCCCUGGACGGUCAUAUCCAGUCAGCAAGAGCCCUGAUGGUGGUGGCCGUGCUCCUGGGCUUUGUGGCCAUGGUGCUCAGUGUUGUGGGCAUGAAGUGUACUCGGGUUGGAGACAGUAACCCUACUGCCAAGUCCCGCGUGGCCAUCUCCGGAGGUGCUCUCUUCCUCUUGGCGGGUCUCUGCACUUUGACUGCUGUCUCCUGGUACGCUACCCUAGUGACCCAAGAAUUCUUCAACCCCAGCACGCCUGUCAAUGCCAGGUAUGAAUUUGGUCCGGCUCUGUUCGUCGGCUGGGCCUCUGCAGGCCUGGCCAUGCUAGGUGGGUCCUUUCUCUGCUGCACAUGCCCAGAGCCUGAGAGAGCCAACAGCAUCCCACAGCCCUAUCGCUCCGGACCCUCGACGGCUGCCCGAGAACCCGUUGUUAAGUUGCCCGCCUCGGUCAAGGGCCCCCUGGGUGUGUAAAGGCCAGGGUCCCAGCCAGGCCCUGCCCCCUACCACCUCUAGACUGUGUGUUUGAUAUUUUUGGAAAGAGAAGUGAACAUUCAGUCCCAAGUGUGAUGUCAUCCUAUCUGUUCCCAUGCGCCUAGGGUGUGGCCCAGACUAGAGAGGCCAGAGCCAGUUCUUGGGGCUACUGAGGUGGGUUCCAGGGUACAGGCAGAGCAGGAAACACUUAGGGUUCCUGCUUUGUAUCUCUGCCUGCCCUGCCUUGGAGUCUGGUACCAGAACUUCCAUGAAGGACGAUCACAGCUCCCUUGGAGGCCUACUAAAGUCUGGCCUAGUAAGGGAGAAGGACCCCAGGGUGAGGGAGGCCCUGGCCUGGAGACCAUUCCAUAGGUAGAAUGUUCUAGGCCCUCUCUUGGAGCCCUCCUGAGGGAAAAGACAGUCUCUGUGAGGCCCAAUUGGGGUCUGGGUCAAAGCUGAGUGAGGGAAGCCUGUAGGAGCUCCCUCAGUGAGGAAGGGAAUGAAGAGGGACAUGGCAUGAGGCCGGCCGGCCGUGAGCCAACUCCAAAGCCCUCAGCUCAGCUCUCACCGUACUCCUGCAAUGACCGUAGCCAGAUGGCAGGGCUUCAGGUCCUGAAGACCAGGUAUGACCUACUAGGAAAGGUUAAGUGCUUUGAGGAACUGAGGGGAACCAGGCCAGGUAAGCAAUGGGUCAGCAGUGUCCUGCAUCCUCAGGCCCCUAUCCAGAGAGUGCUGGCCCCAGCCGUCACUCGAAGGCUUUUGCCAGACUCCAUCCACGUCUGUGCGUCUCCUGGGACGAGGUGUCCACCACCAUCUCUUGCUUCCCACAUGCUUCCUAGCUGGUCAGCUAAAGCUGGCCUUUCUACUUGCAGCCUCUAUCCACAUCUCCAAGUUACUGAAUCUCCAGGAGUCAGCUCAGCCUCUUGCUUCUGUGCAGUCUUGAGGGGCGACAGUGGGGUGGGAGGCAGCCAGCAGGUGCCCGAGAGCUGCUAUGCUCAGGCAAUCAUAUAUCAAUUAAUCGUCUGGUUAAUGGCAGCCUCGGCCCCCAAGGUCACUUCUGAUCCUAAACAAGUUUCCCCGAGUGAGAACCACAAAAGAGCCCUCUCCUGAUGCCUGAAGCCACCAGGUGACCCUUGGCCUUGGGCGCACAUUGGAGUCAAUUAGAAGCAGAUGCCCGGCCUCCACCCAGACACAAUGACCCAGGUGGUCUCCUGGACCCAGGCUUCCAAUUCACAGAGCUCCUUCAAAGUGUGUGGUUCAUAUUCGGGGUAACUCCUAAGGCCCAUACUCCUGACCACUCUGAGGGAUCUGCAGAGGGUGGAAGGAGCCUGCCAGAGGAGGGUGGGGGAGAGGCAAGACUAGAAAGGAAGUCCCAUCCACCUCCUGCCUUUCCGGAGUCCAGGCCACUGGAGGAGACGCCUAUAUCCUUCCCAUCAAUGUCCCUUUGUGUUUAAUGACUUUGAAUCCUGUCCCGUGUAGCCUGACUAACCCAGAGUUUGAAACCUGUGAACCAAGUGUGACACAGAUAUCCCCUCCCCGGGUCUGGUACUUAGCAGUCCAUGGUAUUUGGUUGUGAGGCUGGCAAGAAGCCUCAUGAUUCCUCUUCAGUCUGAGGGUUGGGAGGCUUGAGAUUUGGUGGGCGGAGGCGGGUGUAGAGGCAGAAUGUGCUGGUUACAUCCUGUGGCUGUCAGGAGCAGGCUUGAGAGUGCAGAGUUCUGUGCAAGCACAGGACCUGGCCGUGGGGUGGCAUUGUCUGCCCCACUAUUAAAGAAGCUCAUUCACCCAUACUGGAGACUGGAAGGGCACACAGUCACACACCUUUGAUGAUUUUCACAACUAGUAUACACCCUGAUUAAAGAACAUGAGGUACCGGGGGUGGGAAGGAGAGUGCAGGAGAAACCGAGGGAGUUUAAAGCUAAGUUUGUGGACUGGGAUCUCGCAGGCAUCUCGUGAAGCAACCCCAUUCAAAUGUCCAGUGUGUUGUUUACUAUUCUAAUCUCAAGGCGGAAGGAUCCAGGAAAGACCUGGGAAGAGGAGGCUCAGACUCAAAAGGGAUGGUUCUAAAGCUACCGCCGUCACUUUUUUAGUCCCAGAAGUGAAACUGGCAAGACAUUUUGAUUCUAGAAGGACCAUAGCUACGUGUUCAGUUCCUGAAGUCCCAGGCCCUGGGGGAACGGACCAGGAAGCCACAGCCUGGGAAAUGAGUAUGACCUAUAGCCGAGACAAUUUCAAGAAGUGAUUACUUUCGUGUUACAUAACACGGUAACUUCGUGUGAUAGUGAUGCUGAAUGUAGGCUUUUUGAUCCUUAUCUGGCAGAGGUCCGCCUAAAAGGAUGGCUGGAUUUGCUUUCACCUCUUAGAACAGGUGAUUCCUGGGCAAGGAAACUAUGAUGUUGGGAAGAGCCAGCAGCUGGCAGGCUCCACUGUACCUGUUUGUAUGUUUGCUAA
Apodemus sylvaticus (European woodmouse) is the source of this 3270-nucleotide messenger RNA. RefSeq names its product claudin 19 (gene Cldn19). Gene Ontology annotation, biological process: bicellular tight junction assembly; cell adhesion. The record is from RefSeq and is a predicted model, not a curated record. Gene Ontology annotation, cellular component: bicellular tight junction; plasma membrane. Gene Ontology annotation, molecular function: structural molecule activity. NCBI's taxonomy places the organism in Eukaryota, Metazoa, Chordata, Mammalia, Rodentia, Muridae. The coding region runs from base 148 to 822 and encodes 224 amino acids. The transcript is spliced from 5 exons.